CAGCUAUAGUGUCACUGAUCAAUGUAAACCUCAUUUCCUUGAAAACAAGAUCCAAAGUAUGCAAUUAUGACGUGCAGCUAUUUAUAAUUGCAUCUUUCGAUAAAUAUGCAAAUUUUAUCCUAACAUAAAGUUAUUCAUAGACGUACCUUACGCAUUGCAUAAUUUAUUUAGAAUCACUUUCGUGCAAUAAAACGAUGGAUGAUCAACAAGGCGCUAAACCAGAGUUGGAGACGAUAGUCUUCAGAAGUAAGGUGUUCAAGCCGAGGAACUCGGUGUUUACGGAUCUCUUCGAGAAUGACCACAUGCGAAGCGUGUACAACCUCGGGAUGGCGCUGUGUAUUGGUACGAUUGCUUAUUCGUCGUUUCACGAUUACUACCACAAGGGAUGUGUAUACGUUAGCAUUCCGCUGAUCAUCAACGCGUUUGCACAGUUGGAUAUCCUGAUACUAAUUUGGUUUGGUAUGUUCUUCUCCACCUUGGUAGUUUACUACGGCUUUAAAUACUGGGCGAACGGUACAAACGAACUUCAACUGAUGGGGGGAUAUACUGCUCUUUGGGAUGUGCCAUGGACAAUUAUUUUGUUGCUAUAUUUCGGUUGCUUACUGUAUUUCCCUCCCUACGCCGUUAUUAAAUACAACUUGGGCGUGCUCUCAACCCUAGCAAUCCUAAUGGAACAGCUAAGGUUCGUUAUGAAAAUGUACGCGUUCGUCAGGAGUAACUGCCCGAAAUACCUAAAGGGAGGGCUAAAGGAAAAAUUAAAGAUCGUCCAUCCCACGUUCUCUCAUUAUUUAUACUUUUGGUUUGCACCCACGUUGGUCUAUCAGGAUAAUUAUCCCAGAGCAAAUCGUAGCAUCAGAUGGGGUACAAUAGCCGGCUGGUUAUUACAACAAGGCAUUGGAACGCUCGCCUCGGCGAUCAUAUGGGAAAACAGCUACAAACCGGGCCUGAUGGAGUACGGCUUGAAGCCAUUUACCACCAUGGAGGUCAUACUGGUGGGCGUAAAAAAUGCGCACUUAGGCCUAAUGAUCAUGUUACUCGCCUUCUACUACUCGUACCACUGCUACUUUAACAUUUGGGCCGAGCUGCUCGGAUUUGAAGAUCGUCUGUUUUACUCCGACUGGUGGAUCUCCUCGUCUUUGGAACGAUUUCUGCGCUCGUGGAGCAUCAUUAUGCACGACUGGCUCUACCUGUACCUCUACAAGGACGUUUACGAAUUCGUUUUUCCGAACCGAAAGCUUCUCUCCAAGAUCAUGGUGUAUGUGCUAUUGGCCGUGGGCCACGACUAUAUCAUAUGUUUUUCGUGCAGGAUUUAUUUACCUUUGCAUUGUAUUUUGUACACAGUUACAGUUAUCUUACUGAAUACCGGUAAUGUUAGGUGUGGUCAGUUUGGAAACGUACUCUUGUGGUUAGGUUAUACGUCUCUAGUGACAACACUUUUUACCAUUUUUACACUUGAAUACUAUGCACGCCAAAACUGUCCGUUGAAGGAGGGUGAUGUGUUUUCACAUUUGGUACCCCGAUUCUUACAGUGUCAGAUGUAGCUUUCUAGUCAUUUGAUCAGUAAAUACACUUAAACAACGA
Messenger RNA from Photinus pyralis (common eastern firefly), 1581 nucleotides. Its product is annotated as sterol O-acyltransferase 1-like. The record is from RefSeq and is a predicted model, not a curated record. Gene Ontology annotation, biological process: cholesterol metabolic process. The transcript has 6 exons. Gene Ontology annotation, cellular component: endoplasmic reticulum membrane. Lineage: Eukaryota; Metazoa; Arthropoda; Insecta; Coleoptera; Lampyridae. Bases 195 to 1541 code for a protein of 448 amino acids.